CCCAACAGGGAUACUGCAAAAGCGUUUUAGUGCGUCCCUGCCUCGCGACGAUUUUGAGACCAGCUAACAAAAUAGAGGUAGCAAAGUAUAGAAAGCUCCACGCCACUGGUUUGGUCUUCGGUUUGGGGAAGCUUCUUUUUAACACAGCGGAAGGGGAAAAUACAUCUGGAGGACUUCAUGAUAAAGGAUGCAACAGAAAGCACGCCUUUUCCUUCCGUUGAUUGGGAGGUAACCCGAGGUAUCUUUUGAAGGAGACACUUUUGUUGUUGCUAUGUCUGUUUUCAAGAUAAUUGCGGGAUGAUUUCGGGCGAAAGAAACCCUUGGAAGAAAAUCGCGUUGGAGUUAAUGGGGCUUACUUCGUAGUAGGCACGCAUAGGAAUGCACUGGAAGCCUAUCACGCAACAGGACAAUUGUGAUCGCCUUGAUAUCAUGUCUGACUGGGGCGGUGUAAAAGUGGGAACGGAAGGCGCCCUCCUUUUAAAAGUGCUCAAAACAACGGCAUGCAUUAGAAACACGUGAGAACGAUAUUCUAGAACUCAAACCCUUGCAGUCCCUAACUUCUCGAUGCUCGGAACCCAUCCGGAGCAGGAAAGGAUGGUUCCAAGGCCGUCAAGCCAAACAAAUUCGCGUAACCACAUGAAAGGGAUGCAGUGAGCCACGAAGUCUCUACAGAAACUAUGGUACCAGUUCCGGGCAGCAGCCCCUAUGCUGGAGAAGGGCGCAGAUCGGCAACCUCCAAGCGCGCCAGUCCCCAAAUCCAGCAGCUCUGUCAUGCGUGUGCUGCUGCAGCCGCACCUUCUCGCUGUACGUUGCAGUAUUUCAUCAAUAAAAGGCGUGCCGAAGAUGGAGCCUUGUAAGUCGUUAUCUCCAAGCUUCACGCCCAUUGUAGAAGAUCAUAAUGCAGAGAGAUGGGGAUACCCUCGCUAAGCCGCACGAUUUGGAGACAAUAUGACAGCAGUGUCAGAAAUUGCUUCCUUCACUCAGCCGUAUAUCGCUCCCAUCCGCUGUUUGCAGGUAUUAACACCUAAUUGCCACUAUCUCUCAGCCUGGACCCAUCACACCUACAAAGUGGAGAAAAUAACCCAUUGCAGGAUUCUUGUGUGCUACAUUUUCUCUCAGCGAGCCUCCGUCUGAACUUUUUCGAAAUUUCUCCCUUCUGUGUACCGGACUAUUGUCAGGGCAUCUUUUCAAAGAUGUACACACAGAACAAGAAUUCACGUGUGCCUCCCCUCCCCGAACUGAGUUAAAACGUGGGUGUGCGGAUAGGGUAGGAAUUCCUUCAUGGUCUUUUAUGAGCAGCUCCUACGUUUGCCCCUUUGAAGAAAAAGACACGCGAGGUGUCAAAAGGAAGCAGGGGAUUGAAAUGUCAGCAGACAACGGAAUUAUCUAUGAUGGGAAUGGCCUUAUCGAAAGUUUACAAUGGAGUAGUAUGGCUCCCCCUUGUGUUGAUUUGCACGAAGUACAACGUAUUGUGAAGUUAGGCAAGUAGUGCCUAGACAUCCGGAUUGAAGUUUGUUCGUUUGUUUGUUUGUUUGUUUGUUUGGAGAACUUAUUCGAGAUGAUGGGGCAGCUCGCUGUGUCUGGAGCUCCGAAUUUUUGGGAAACCACUGACCCACCAUUAUGUUUUCCGUGGGCAUUUGCUGAAAGAAAGGUACAGGGGCCCUGAUGAUCUCUGUUUCAUCGAUCCCCUGGAUUAGCUGACUUUUUGCCCAUAAAGUGAAUCCUUUGAAUUCUUCUGCCUGAAUUCCCAGCAUCCCCGAAAUCAAACACGGGUGCAGACAUCCUUUUAAAAAAACCAAUUAGGUGCAUCUUGAGCAGACAUACUUCUUUGAACACACACACAUUUAGAGCAUAUGGGAUAGCAUAGGCUUUUGUACCUAGCGCUGCUCCUGGUUUUAAAGAGGAGCACAGCAAAAUCUUGUAACUGUUUCGCUCCAUACAUGUAAUUAGUUGGUUCAGUAAAAAAAUGUAGAUAAUCUCUUCCCUAGAAAAGGACAUGCCUUUUCCAUAUGGAGUGGCGGCCAUUACAUGUACCAUGUGAUGACGUUACAGAAGUAAAUAUUACAUACCAGGCAUGAUCUAAACAUAAGAACACCAGCUUGCCCACACUCUGAACUUAUUAACUGAGGUUCUCACUUGCCCACCACCUAGGUUAGGGUGAUUUACCAGUUUUCAUACACCUUUUAUAAAAUUUGGGGUUGCUGGCUUUAUUUACAAUCUGUUUUUAUAGAAUGUUAUUGAUAUACACUGUUGUGUUUUUUAAACAUUUAGUUUGUUUUUAUUGUGCUUGUCAGAUUGUGAGGGUUCCAUCCUUAAAGGAAGCCCAAAAUAAAGGGCAAUAGAUAUUCAUUUUAAAAAUUGUGUGUGUUUUACAUUCCUUUUUAAAACUUUGUAAAGGGUCCUCCCUUUCUUUCUGAGUUCUGCCUUCAGUACUUCCUCAUAACUUUUCCAUUUAUAGCAAACCACAUUUACAAAGGCGGUAAUGGUUUGCAAGUUACUCAGUAAUUAGAAUAGCUAAGAUUUUUUUUUAAUUUCUCAGAUAUAUGACAAGUAUAUCUGAGCUGUUAUACAUUAAUAGAGUCUCUGUGUAGAUUCUCCUGUAUGCCAGACAUUAGAACUGCAGGACCAGUUUCAGAUUGGCAGGUAGAUUCAGCCUGAUGGAGACGAAGCAGAGUCACCAACCGACUUCUGUGGUUAACCUUGUGGAUGUAUUUGAGAAUUUCAGCCUCCGUCAGAGUCCUGUCAAGAAACAGAUUCUUUCCCAACUGGGAGCAUCAAGACCCAUGAUGUCCUACAUCCUUCCACCUGUGGCAGGCGGAGGAUCCAUGAGUGAGGUCAAGAAGGUCACGCCUGCCAAACACAGCCAGAAGCCCUGCAGUAGAGAGUCAGUGAUGGAGUCGCCACAGGCUCCUAGAAGGCUCAGUGUCAAAUGUCUCAACUCUUUUCAAGGAAAGAUUACUGAAGCCAACUGGAGGACUCAGAAGGACACAGACCCAUCUCACCCAGGCCUCGAGACACAUUCUGGAAGCAGCAGAAACCAGGAACCUGAGGAGAAAAAAAUUGCAUUGGAGCUCCUGGAAACAGAGCAGGCCUAUGUCACCCGCCUUCAUCUUCUGGAUCAGGUUUUUUUCUUAGAGCUAUUGAAAGAAGCCAGAAGUGCCAAAACGUUUCCAGAAGAAGUGGUGAAAAUGAUUUUCUCCAACAUCUCAUCCAUUUAUCAGUUUCAUGCUCAGUUUUUCUUGCCAGAGCUGCAGAAACGUAUGGAGAACUGGGAUUCCAAUCCCAGGAUUGGGGACAUUAUCCAGAAGGUAGCUCCUUUCCUGAAGAUGUACAGUGAGUACGUGAAGCACUUUGAUAAGGCUGUGGAGCUGAUCACCACGUGGUCCGAAAAGUCAUUGCCGUUCCAAGAACUCAUCGCAAACAUUCAGAGACGGGAAAUUUCUGCCAACCUAACCUUGCAGCAUCACAUGCUGGAGCCAGUACAGAGAAUUCCUAGAUAUGAACUCCUUCUGAAGGAUUACAUUCGAAAGCUGCCUGUGGAGUCACCAGACAGAGAGGAUGCACAGAAAGCUCUGGAGAUGAUUUUCACGGCAGCCAAACAUUCUAACACUGCCAUUGCAGAAAUGGAGCGACUCCAGAACCUUUGGGAAGUGUAUCACCGGCUGGGGCUUGAAGAUGACAUUGUUGACCCUUCAAAUGAGCUUAUUAAAGAGGGACCCAUCCAGAAAAUCUCUUUCCGGCACAAUAGCACAAGAGAGAAAUACCUGUUCUUGUUCAAUAACCUGCUGCUGUACUGUGUGCCAAAGGUCAUUCAAGUGGGUGCAGAGUUUCAGGUGCACAGCCGGAUUGAUGUGGAGGGCAUGAAGGUUCGAGAACUGAAUGAUGUGGAAUUUCCUCAUUCCUUUCUUGUGUCAGGGAAGCAGCGAACUCUUGAGUUGCAAGCCAGGUCCCAGGAGGAGAUGAAUGCCUGGAUAAAGGCCUUCCAAUCUGCCAUUGACAAGAAGGAGAAGAGGAGUGAGACCUUCAAGGCAGCAAUCCAAGGGCCUGAAGCAGAGACCCAAGACUUCCAUCAGUGCCGAUCGGAGGAGCUGGGCAAGCGGGCUCCUCUGUGGGUUAGAGACAAGCUGGUAAGCAUGUGCAUGCGGUGCAAGGAUCCAUUCAAUGUCAUCACACGCCGGCGGCACCACUGCCGGGCCUGUGGCUACGUGGUGUGCGGCCGCUGCUCCGAGUACAAGGCUGAGCUGCAGUACGACAAGAAUGGACCCAAGCGCGUCUGCAUCGAAUGCUACACCUUCCUGACAGGGCGCUUGCUCCCUGAUGAGCGGCACGGGAAGCACAGAGGCAUCCUGGAGAAAGAAUCUGCAGAACUCUCUGGGCAGAGCUUGAUGUGCAGUUUUCUGCAGCUACUGGACAAGAGUGGAAAGGGGAGCAUGAGGGGCUGGUUUGUGAUCCCACGAGAUGACCCUCUUGUGCUGUAUGUUUAUGCUGCCCCUCAGGACGUCAAAGCUCACACCUCCAUUCCCCUGCUGGGUUACCAAGUCAAGGAGUUGCCUCAGAGUGACACCCGUCACAUCUUUCAGCUGGUACAGUCCAAACAGGUCUAUACAUUGGUUGCAGAGACUGAGGAACUGAAACAACGGUGGAUGAAGGCUAUAGCACAGUCAGCCCGUGGAGAGGAGGAGGAAGACUCAUUUGAUGAACUAGAAUAAUUGGUGGCACAUACUCUGGGCCAUCAUUUAAACACAUGUGGAAGGAAAACAAUCCCUCUUUCUUGCCAUUAACAUUUUUCAACAAUAGUUUUCUAGCCAUUUGGGCAUGUCGUAGUAUUUGUGCCUUUCUGACUUCUCUUAUGAGCCUGCCAGGUGUCACUAUCAAGAGAUAGUGUUUUGCUCUGGAUUACGAUUUGAAAGCCACCAACGUUUGCUGACGUGCUUUGCCAUUUACAUGGUACCCACCCAUGCACAAACACACACAGUAUACGUGUACAUCCAGUCUUUCUAAUUUGUACGUGCUCUCCCUGCUUUCCCAGAGCCCAGUCAGGAAGCUAAGUUCUUAUCAUGGAUGAUGCCUUUGUGCUUGCUUAGGCUGCAAAAUCCAGGUGCUCCUUUCUUACCCCUCCAUGAAUGGAAGCAGUAGAACAUCCACCUACAGAGAUGCUAAAAGCCUCUGGGAACCUUUACAGAUGUUGGUGCUUCUGCCCCCUGGAAAACACCUUCUUCCACAUGUGGGUGGGUCCUUUGGCUCAGUUCCAUCUGUGGCACAUAGCUUAGGAAUGUGGCCAAGCUGUCCAUUGGGCACCAUGAGAAAAAUGCAUUCCAGUCCAUGUGAUGGGAGCCAACUUUAACAGCUGUUUAAAAUGUUUGACUAUAGGUAGGGAACCUGUAGGCCUCCAGAAGUUGUGGUACUUCAUUUUCCAUGAGGUCCAUGAGGUUAGCAGCGUCAAUGGCCAGGAAUGCUGGGAGACAUGAUCCACAGGUUCCCUGCUCCUGGUUUAGAUGCAGUCAAGGAGUUUAGGUCUUCCAUUGCAUUUUAGCUACGGUUCCUAAAAGGCAGAGGAAUUAUACCUCUGGCUAUCUGGGCAUAAAGAGCAGAAGACAGCUAGCAGUGUCAAGCCCUGCUUGGGAGAUUCCAGCAGUAGCUGCCUGGCCACUUUUGGAGGCAGAAUGCUGCACCAAACAAACCUUGAGAAUGGUCUGGAGGUGAUACAGUUCUACUGCUGAAACAGCACACCGACUUUUACGUUAUCGGGAUGCAUGAUUGCCUGGGAACCUUAUCUUCUGAGCUUCCUGAGGAAAAGGAAGGUAUACAUGAAUAAAGAACAAUAAAUUCCAGUGUUCUUACUCA
Molecule: messenger RNA, 5844 nt
Organism: Varanus komodoensis (Komodo dragon)
Lineage: Eukaryota; Metazoa; Chordata; Lepidosauria; Squamata; Varanidae
Gene: FGD2
Product: FYVE, RhoGEF and PH domain containing 2
Exons: 16
Coding region: 2658-4709 (683 amino acids)
Biological process (GO): cytoskeleton organization; filopodium assembly
Cellular component (GO): cytoplasm
Molecular function (GO): metal ion binding; guanyl-nucleotide exchange factor activity
Source: RefSeq, a predicted model, not a curated record